Molecule: messenger RNA, 590 nt
Organism: Drosophila teissieri
Lineage: Eukaryota; Metazoa; Arthropoda; Insecta; Diptera; Drosophilidae
Exons: 1
Coding region: 103-567 (154 amino acids)
Source: RefSeq, a predicted model, not a curated record
AUUUCAUAGGUAAAUAAAUAAAAACGUCUCCCACAACCAAAUCGUACUUCAAUAUAAUUAAAGCACAUUCGCCGCCCACCGAAAGUAAAAAUAUAAACAAAUAUGAAUAAUAACUCGAAUGUUUUGACCAUUGGAACUGACAGCACUGAAGUUUUAAAAGAACCAGCGAAUCCCAAAAGUCCUAAAGAGUUGUCUGUGGAUUUAGAAAAGCACUUGCAGAAAAUUCUACUAAAUGGCGCUAAACCAUUGACAAAUGUUUAUGAAGAUGGAUCAGUAGGAACAUUUUCGGCGAAGGAAACUAAGAAAAACGGAUACUACUACGAGUUUGGUCCGGGUGAUAAGAUAAAUGGUUGGAUGUGCAGUGGUCGCACUUUUGAUGCCAAGGAUAUUCUUCGCCGUCUAAAGAAUGUAAUCAGCAAGGAGCACUGGAUAUCAGAUAAUGUUGCUAAGUAUCCAAAGGACACAAGAGACUUUGUAAUCCGAACUACAUUCAACGCUUUGGACGAGGAAACCUCAGAUAUUUACUCGUAUUUGUGUUAUCUAAAUGAAAAUUCCAAGAGGAGGUGAACUUAAUAACAUACAUAUAUCAU